Messenger RNA from Cygnus atratus (black swan), 5151 nucleotides. It is a transcript of the gene CTPS2, whose product is annotated as CTP synthase 2. NCBI's taxonomy places the organism in Eukaryota, Metazoa, Chordata, Aves, Anseriformes, Anatidae. Gene Ontology annotation, cellular component: cytoophidium; cytoplasm. The record is from RefSeq and is a predicted model, not a curated record. Gene Ontology annotation, molecular function: identical protein binding; CTP synthase activity. Gene Ontology annotation, biological process: pyrimidine nucleobase biosynthetic process; CTP biosynthetic process. The transcript has 19 exons. The coding region runs from base 266 to 2026 and encodes 586 amino acids.
CGCCGCGGCUGAGGGGGGCGGGGGGGAGCCGCUGCCCUGGGGUGGUCCCGUCCCCGUCCCCGUCCCCGUCCCCGUCCCCGUACCCCCGGCUGGGCCCUGCAAGUCACGGCCCUGGGGCUCUUUGUGUCUGCUGCGAGGCAGCGCUGGGCUUCCUCGCGCUGCUGGGGGUCUGCCCUCGGGGGCGUCACGUCACGGGGAGCUCCGCGGUUCGGUGCUGACAGGAAGAUUUCCACCUCGAGAUCUGUGUUCUCGUGCUGAUUUUCCGAUGAAGUACAUCCUGGUAACUGGUGGUGUCAUCUCAGGCAUUGGCAAAGGGAUCAUCGCAAGCAGCAUUGGCACCAUACUGAAAUCAUGUGGUCUGCGUGUCACGGCAAUCAAAAUCGAUCCGUACAUAAACAUAGAUGCUGGAACAUUUUCACCAUAUGAGCAUGGUGAAGUUUUUGUACUGAAUGAUGGUGGAGAAGUUGACUUAGAUUUAGGAAAUUAUGAGAGAUUCUUGGACAUUAAUCUCUAUAAAGAUAACAAUAUCACCACUGGAAAGAUAUAUCAGCAUGUUAUCAAUAAGGAAAGACAUGGUGAUUACCUGGGAAAGACUGUUCAAGUUGUUCCACACAUCACUGAUGCAGUUCAAGAAUGGGUAAUGAAUCAGGCAAAAGUUCCUGUGGAUGAUGACAGAAAAGAGCCACAAAUCUGUGUAAUUGAGCUGGGUGGAACUAUUGGAGACAUUGAAGGAAUGCCAUUUGUUGAAGCAUUUAGACAGUUCCAGUUCAAAGCAAAAAGGGAGAACUUCUGUAACAUCCAUGUCAGUCUAGUACCACAGCCUAAUGCCACUGGUGAACAGAAGACAAAACCAACACAGAACAGUGUUCGAGCACUGAGGGGUCUAGGCUUGUCUCCAGAUUUGAUUGUCUGCAGAAGUGCAAAACCUAUAGAAAUGGCAGUGAAGGAAAAGAUCUCAAUGUUCUGCCACGUGGAGCCUGAGCAGGUGAUAUUUAUCCAUGAUGUUUCUUCCACUUACCGAGUACCAAUUCUGUUGGAGGAGCAAGGCAUUAUUAAGUAUUUUAAACAGAGGUUAAAUUUACCCAUUGAUGACCGACCAAGUGAUCUUCUAAUGAAAUGGAGGAAAAUGGCUGACAGGUAUGAAAGGUUGCUGAAGGUGUGUUCCAUAGCUCUCGUUGGCAAGUACACAAAACUAAGUGAUUGCUAUGCAUCUGUUUUCAAGGCUCUGGAACACUCUGCGCUGGCAAUUAAUCACAAACUGGAUUUAAUGUACAUAGAUUCAACAGAACUUGAACGUUCUACAGAAGUGGAGAACUCAGUGAAAUAUCACCAGGCAUGGCACAAGCUAUGCAAAGCAGAUGGCAUUCUUGUCCCAGGAGGGUUUGGAAUUAGAGGAACAGAAGGCAAACUCCAAGCUAUCUCCUGGGCAAGAACAAAGAAAAAACCUUUCCUCGGAGUUUGCCUGGGAAUGCAAUUAGCAGUUGUGGAAUUUGCAAGAAACUGUUUAAAUUGGAAAGAUGCAAAUUCUACAGAAUUUGACCCAGACACAAAAAACCCUGUUGUCAUUGACAUGCCAGAACACAAUCCUGGAGAUAUGGGUGGAACCAUGAGACUGGGGAAGAGGAGGACUGUUUUCAAAACACAAAAUUCUAUUUUAAGGAAACUUUAUGGCGAUGAAAUGUUUGUAGAGGAGCGACACAGGCAUCGAUAUGAGGUGAACCCCGAACUGACGCACAGCUUUGAAGAGAAAGGUUUGAAAUUUGUUGGCCAUGAUACAGAAGGGAACAGAAUGGAAAUUAUUGAGUUGGAGAACCACCCGUAUUUUGUGGGAGUUCAGUUCCACCCAGAGUUUUCCUCAAGACCUAUGAAACCUUCACCUCCAUACCUUGGACUGUUACUUGCAGCAACUGGAACACUCAAUGCAUACCUGCAACGUGGUUGUAAAUUGUCUCCAAGUGACAGCUACAGUGACCUCAGUGAUGACAGCUCUCCAGAGAAAGAGUUUCCUAAUUCAGAAACAAGCUGAAAUGGUUGUAUGAGAACACAGAAAUGGACGAUGCUAUUGAGAAAGUUGGAAAUGGGGCAAUACUGAAUAGAAGAAAGUGGAAGACUAAGCUGCUUGUGCUCCUUAUUAUGAGAAUACAGUAACUCCUCACUAUUUUCAAUUAUUCUCUUUACAGAAAACGGUUCUUCUGUCCUUUAGCAAAAUCUGUUUGUAUAAACGCUGUUUCUCUUUAAAAAUGACAUAAAUGGUUGUGCACCUUGGCUGUUAAUCAUUAUUGAUCUUGUCCUAUAUUUCAGAAUGAUCUCAGGUGAAUAUGCAUUAUUUCACCAGUUCACAGUCAUUCUUGCUUUGAAGGAAGGUUUGAUUGUUUUCAUUUCACCUUAGAACAGUAAGAUGAAAUACAUUUGUCUUUGUCAAUGAGGAGGGAAUGCAUGAAAAAUUUAAGGGGCAGUUGUCUUGUCCAUGAGCAGUAGAGAACGGUUUUGGGUUUGUUUCCCUGUUAAGCUUGUUGUAUGUAUGUGUAUAUAUUUUUUAUUUCUUUUUUUUUUUUGCUGUUCAAUAUGUACAAAUGAGAAAUUGUUUUUGUAUUUCAGCUGUCUGUGAUUAUAAUAAUUGAUGUUGGAUAUGCAUGUCUUUUCUCUUGGCUUUUAUAUGUGAUUCCAUUUGACAAAAAUUCGAGUUUGUUUGCUCUGUUUCCCCUGAAAGUCUGAUAACAUUGAACCUACCAAGUUACAGAAGUGAUAUUAGAAGGCGUUUUUGUAUUCAUAUUUUGUAAGAGAGAAAGUAAAUGCACUCAUAUUUUAAAAUGCAAGCUGUAUGCUUGCACGAAAGUUGUAGAAGAACCAGUCAUAAAUGUGGAGCAUAAUCUGGGAUCCAGUUGUAUAACACUCAUUUAAUUUCAACAAUUGAGUAUAACACUGAAUUAAAGUUCACCCUUGUUUUCCCUCAUCCAGUGACCACACCAUGGUGAUGGGACUCACUUGCAGUAGGACAAAACAGUGUAUUUAAAUUUAGAAAUCACAAGUUACUUCAUUGUGUGACAAGUGCAGGCUGCUCUUGCAAAGCCAGGACAAUAGCCUGAAUCACUGAGACAGAAAGGGAAGGUGAGAGGUGAGGUACUGUGUGCAAGGCUGGAUCCCAUUAGCACAGUGGCAUCAGUAGAGCUGUCAGAGGAGAUGGACCUGAGCUAUGUAAUUGAUAGGCCCCAAAUGCUUGAGGCACCCCUUCCUAUAAAGAAAUCAUUUUAAUUGUUAGCUUUAUGUUUCACUAUGAUUUUGGGGAAAGUGGCUUUUUUUAGUUGAUCAAAAGGUAAAUAUCUGUACGAAAACAAAAAGCACCAUGUCCCUUUUACAGUUUUGUAAAACAGUAAGUUUGAGAGCUUUGUAUUGCUUUAUGAAAUCUCAGGUUACUCAAACAAUAUAUCUCUUCACUAACGAAGCUUUAAUGGUAAUGAAAUAAAAAGUGUUCCUAUGGAAGUGGUUGUUUUAAAGUGUUUUGCAAAUAUGUGCCUUACAAAUAGCAGGUAUUGUCAGAAUUGGUAUCACUGUAUGUCUUUCCCAAUGAGAGACUGGCUACUGGCUUGUGAAAAGCAAAACAUUUCCUAACUCUAUCUGUAAUGUUCAAAUGUAUUUUCAAAUAUAUUUAAUGGUGUUAUUCAGAAGUGUUUAGAUGCUGUCUUAAAGAAUCUUGGUGCCAGUUGUGAGCUGUGGUGUCAGAGAGGGAAUUUUUCAGUCUGUCAUUUCCAGUUGUAUUGUCUGUGAUGUGGCCACAUCUGUUUGGUCUGUAUGUUCCUGGUUCAUCAAGAUGAAACAGUAGGAGUUAAAUGUCCUAGGAAACUGCUAAAGUUGGUUUUAUGUAGCUGUGUUACAGAGAAGUUGCGAUUUAUUCCCCCAAAAAAUGAGGGAGAAAAAGAAACACAACAUGGAAUGAAGCUGGAAACAGCACCUUAAUCUUCCAGUGCCCUUCCCAAACCUCUUCCUGCUAACUAUUCUACACAAAAGACUGUCCUGGAGAUAGACACAUCACUGCCACAGGGUAUCUAUCUCCCACUUGAGCUGGUAGAGGCAGCACAUGCCAUUUCCAAAACUGAAGAAGGCAAACAGGCCUUUUCCAGCCAACUCUGGGCUACAUUAGGAAGAGUGUUGCCUUCAGAUUGAAGAAGGUUUUCUCUCUUCUCUACUCAGUGCUGUUAAAGCCACGCUUGGGGUAGUGUGUCCAGUACUGGGAAGCCCAGUACAAGAGGAAACAUGAGCAUACUGGAGAGAGUCCAGUGAAAGACCACAAAGAUGAAUAAGGGACUGGAGCAUCUCUCCUGUGAGGAAAGGCUGAGAAAGCUGGGAUUGUUCAGCCUGGAGAAGAGAAGAUGCGGGGGAACUUGGCAAUGUAUACAAAAACACCUGAAGGGAAGGUACAAAGAAGAUGGAACCAGACUCUUUUGAGUGGUGCCCAGUGCCAGGACAAAAGGCAGUGGGCAGAAACUGGAGCACAGGGGCCUCCCUGUCAACACCAGGCAGCACUUCUAUGCUGUGUGGCUGACGGAGCACUGGCACAGGAUGCCCGGAGAGGUCGCGGAGUCUCCUCCUUGGAGAUCACCAAAAGCCACCUGGCGAUGAGCCUGGGCAGCCUGCUCUGGGUUUCCCUGCUCAGGUAGGGGGGUUGGACCAGACAACUUCCAGAGGUCCAUUUCAGCCUCAGCCAUUCUGUGAAAAGGAGUAUUGUUGACACAAGCAGCCUAUUGCUAAGCUUCACUAGCUAAAGAGAGAAGAGAAUGUGAAAAGCCAAAAGUUUUACACACAAUCGUAAGUGUGAAGAAAUAAUUCUUAAGCAUGGGCAGAGGGCAAAAUUUGAAGGUUGAAUAUUAUCCCUUUGAAACAAAAUGUUUGUGAAGUAUGCUUUUGUGUAUUUUCAGACCUCUCAUCCUGUUCCAAUAAGGAUCUCCAGUGGAAAUAUAUUCCUUUCCUGGUGUUAUAUAUAUAGCGGAGAGCAGUAUUUUGUUAGCACUGACAGGACAAGAAAGCCUGCUAGUAUGGAAGUGCACACCAAGUUUUAUCAAAAUGUGGUUGCUUAUAUGGUUUUUAUUUGCAUGUGAAUAAUGGAAUUUGGAUUCUUGUAAGGGCUAACAAUGAAAUAAAGCAGUUUGCUUUGGA